Ficedula albicollis (Collared flycatcher) is the source of this 5488-nucleotide messenger RNA. It is a transcript of the gene SP4, whose product is annotated as Sp4 transcription factor. The transcript has 6 exons. NCBI's taxonomy places the organism in Eukaryota, Metazoa, Chordata, Aves, Passeriformes, Muscicapidae. The record is from RefSeq and is a predicted model, not a curated record. Bases 55 to 2388 code for a protein of 777 amino acids.
CCUCCUCCUUCUCCUCCCCCCUAGAGCGGCGCCUCAGCGGGGCAUUAAUGCGGGAUGAGCGAUCAAAAGAAGGAGGAAACUAUGCCCACAGAGGGAGAGAAAUCUCCCGAGGCAGAGAAUAACAACAAUAAUAAUAAAAAAGGGAAAACUGGAGGCUCACAGGAUUCUCAGCCGUCACCUCUUGCUUUGCUAGCAGCCACUUGCAGCAAAAUAGGAACUCCUGGUGAAAAUCAAGGAACUGGACAACAACAGAUUAUUAUAGACCCAAAUCAAGGUUUGGUGCAGCUUCAGAAUCAGCCACAGCAGUUGGAAUUGGUAACAACUCAGCUUGCUGGAAAUGCUUGGCAGCUCGUUGCCGCUACUCCUUCUGCUUCAAAAGAAAAUAAUGUUCCUCAACAAGGAUCUUCUGUUGCCUCAAGUGCAGCAAGUCCCUCCAGCAGUAACAAUGGAAGUACAUCUCCUUCAAAAACCAAAUCGGGCAAUUCUUCUUCAACAACCCCUGGACAAUUCCAAGUCAUUCAAGUACAGAAUCCAAGUGGUAGUGUCCAGUACCAAGUGAUUCCACAGAUUCAGACAACGGAAGGUCAAAUCAAUCCAUCCAGCGCUACUGGUCUGCAAGACAUACAGGGUCAAAUUCAGCUUAUUCCUGCAGGGAAUAAUCAAGCUAUCCUCACAACUGCAAACAGGACAGCUUCGGGAAAUGUUAUUGCUCAAAAUCUGGCAAAUCAGACAGUUCCAGUCCAAAUUAGGCCUGGUGUUUCCAUACCACUACAACUGCAAACUAUUCCUGGUACUCAGGCGCAAGUUGUAACAACCCUACCUAUCAACAUUGGUGGGGUAACCUUGGCUUUGCCUGUGAUUAACAACGUUGCCACUGGAGGAAGUUCAGGGCAAGUUGGGCAGUCUACUGAGAGCGGCGUUUCCAAUGGAAAUCAGCUGGCAUCUACACCUGUCACUUCUGCCUCUGGUAGCACCAUGCCAGAGUCUCCUUCCUCAUCUUCCACAGCUACAACCACUGCCUCGACAUCUCUGACUAGCAGUGACACACUGGUAAGCUCUGCAGAAACAGGCCAAUACACAAGCACAGCAGGCAGCAGUUCAGAGCAGGCGACUGAAGAACCUCAAACAACUGCUACAGACUCCGAAGCGCAGAGCUCCAGUCAGCUUCAGUCCAAUGGACUACAGAACGUUCAGGAUCAGUCAGGUUCCCUUCAGCAGGUCCAGAUCGUAGGUCAGCCUAUUCUGCAGCAGAUACAGAUCCAGCAGCCUCAACAGCAGAUUAUUCAGGCCAUUCCUCCACAGUCAUUUCAGCUCCAGUCAGGGCAGACUAUACAGACCAUCCAGCAGCAGCCUUUGCAGAAUGUUCAGCUACAGGCGGUGAGCCCAACUCAGGUGCUCAUCAGGGCUCCAACUUUAACACCAUCAGGACAGAUCAGCUGGCAAACUGUGCAGGUUCAGAAUCUGCAAAGCCUUUCAAAUCUGCAAGUUCAAAAUGCUGGGUUACCCCAACAACUAACCAUUACCCCUGUGUCUUCAAGUGGUGGCACAACCAUUGCCCAGAUUGCUCCGGUGGCUGUUGCCGGUACCCCCAUCACUCUGAAUGCUGCCCAGCUUGCUUCAGUACCUAAUCUUCAAACAGUAAGUGUUGCCAACCUGAGUGCUGCAGGUGUUCAAGUUCAAGGAGUUCCUGUUACCAUUACCAGCGUUGCGGGUCAACAGCAAGGACAGGAUGGAGUAAAAGUGCAGCAGGCCACAAUAGCUCCUGUAACCGUAGCAGUAGGUGGCAUUGCUAAUGCAGCAAUUGGUGCUGUUAGUCCCGAUCAGAUAACACAAGUGCAACUUCAACAAGCUCAACAAGCUUCUGACCAGGAAGUGCAGCCUGGCAAGAGACUGAGAAGAGUUGCCUGCUCAUGUCCUAAUUGCAGAGAGGGAGAAGGAAGAGGCAGCAAUGAGCCAGGAAAAAAGAAACAGCAUAUCUGCCAUAUUGAAGGGUGUGGAAAAGUUUAUGGCAAGACAUCUCAUCUUCGGGCACACCUGCGCUGGCACACCGGUGAAAGACCAUUUGUCUGCAACUGGAUUUUUUGUGGCAAACGAUUCACGAGGAGUGAUGAGUUACAAAGGCAUAGAAGAACCCACACAGGUGAGAAGAGAUUUGAGUGCCCAGAAUGUUCUAAAAGGUUUAUGCGAAGUGACCAUCUCUCGAAACACGUGAAAACUCAUCAGAACAAGAAGGGUGGUGGAACAGCCCUUGCUAUUGUUACCUCAGGAGAACUGGACUCUUCAGUUACUGAGGUUCUUGGUUCUCCAAGAAUUGUCACUGUUGCUGCCAUUUCUCAAGAUUCAAACCCAGCAACCCCUAACGUUUCAACAAACAUGGAAGAAUUCUGAAAGGAUCGUUUAUAUGGACACCUAGUGCUGCACUUAAGUUUACAUACCUUUCAGGAUAUGGAAGUGGGCUGGUAAAGUGGAUUACAGAGCAGGAAAUCUUUUUUCAGUCAUGACUUCUGUAAGUGUUCCAAGUUGGAGGGUCAGCAUGGGAAGUGUACACCGGUGCAACAAGACAAAAAUUUCAAAAAUACAAACAGCGCAAAUUGAUGACUGGAUAAACAGAUAGAGGAAUAAUAUUUCCAUACUGUACUUUUUUAGUUAAAUGUCUGUAUAUUCUGUAAUGAUUUUAAGUGAACUUUACCCCCCUAUUUUAGCACUGUAUGUUAAUGUGUUUAUAAAAUCAGAUAGUAUCAAUGUAAAACUGGGUGGACCUUGACUAGGAUUAAUACCAUUUGAUGAAGGCACUUUGGUUUUAACAUAAAUUUGUAAUAUUUUCAUGACAGCAUCCUUUACCCAUAAGGCACAGCAAAACAGAAUACAGGAUGAACAAUAGUGGAUAUAUUUUGGGGUUUUGCUCAGUCAAUACAACACAUCGGUUAAUUUUGGCCAUCUUUUCUCAAGUUUUGGAAUUACUCAAAUAGCAGCUGAGUGAUGCAUGCUGCAAAGUGAUUCUGAGGUGGGCCUCAGAUUAAUUUUGACUACUACAUUAUAGUAGUGUGUAUAAAUGACAAUCAGUGGGUUCUAAUUCCUCUCUUCAUGUGGAGAGCUAGGUUACGUAGAAUUGGUGUAAACAGUAGGAAAGAUAAAACCAUAGAAAGAUAUUAACAUAAGAUUUACAAAAGCAAUGAUAUCUUUAUGUAGAAUGAAAAAAACUUGUGUCAAUUUUUGGUAAUUCAUUUCAUUUUUUAUUUCCCUGCCCAUGGCAAGGAGGUUGGAACUAGAUGAUCUUUAAGGUCCGUUCCAACCCAAACCAUUCUGUGGUUCUAUGAUUCUGUAUUUUAAAACAUCUGUGACCCAUUUCUAACUCAUAGAUAACUUGAAUCCUAAAAGCUCGACCUUAGGUGUUUGACUGUUUAAAUUUUGUUAGAAUCAUGGAAAUCAAUCAGACAACUGACUGUUGUCCAGUAUCUCCUCUCUGUAAAUACUAGUUUAUUAUGUUGUGGUUAAUGUGCUGAGUUCUUUGUGCUUUGACUUAAUAGCCAAAGAAAAAAAAUUAAUUAUCACAUUUUAAUAAGAAAAUAAGUAAGUAAACAUUUUCUCUUUCCCCUUAAAUAUUACCAUUUCAUUUUUUCUCUUCGAGGAUAAUAUGUAGGCUGGUAGUAAAUAUCUGUUACCUAUCAAGUCUUAUAUUGACCCUCCAACCACAAAACAAACUGGGAAAAGAGAAAUAUUAUCAUCUUUUUGGGACAUGACUUUUGGUUUCAAAGGUUUGGUUACAUUUUCAAAUGUGACAGUGAAUAUAGAGGAAAUGUGGAAAAAAAAUAUAAAAAAAAAAGAAAAAAACAAAAAAACAACAAAAAUUGUAUUUUCUAUGUGAAAAUUCCAGUAGGUACAAGGAGGAAAGAUGGCCAAAUAUUUCAUACUCAGGAUUUUUAAUUACUUCCCCUAAGCAUAGGUAUAACCUUUUACAUCUACAGUCGCUUAUUAAUAAAUUCUCAUGACCAGUUUUUAAGGAGAUUUAUACACCAAAAUAUUUUUAAUGUAAUUGAAGGAAGUACAGUGCAAGAAGAACAAGAUGUUGUUCUUUCCCCAACAAAUUAUGAAAGAAGAAUGUGUGUGGUAGCUGUUGGUUUGCGAGACAUAACAGGUACCCUAUGCAUUCCCUAAAGAGCAUAUACUUCUCCUCUGAGCAAUUGAUCAAUCUUGUGGUGUUUUCUGUAUUUUUGAAGCAAAAGAAAUAUCAUUGUUUACACUGUGUACACUUUAGGCCAGCCCUUUGUAGCAAAAUACUAAGCUGAGGGUAUUUUAUACUUUCAGUUUACAGAAAAAGCUUUGAGAUUAAAGAAAAACAAUUUUACACUGUGGUUAUGAAUUUCAAGUUUCUUAAAGCUUUUUUAGACUUGUAACAGAGUCUUUAAAUUUUAGUUGGGUUUUGUACAUUAUUUUGUAUAUUUUAUUUAAAGUACUCUUAACUGAUGUAUCUGGAUUUAAAACGUCAGAAGCAAUUAGGUGUUACAUUUAAUACAGAUGAACAUUAGGUAGUAUUAACUGUUAAUUUUAUUAUAAAGGAAAUGAAAUGUCAAAGAUAUAUUUUAUCAUUAUGCUUCACAAUCAGUGCUCUACAUUACUUUAUGCAAAGAAGAACUUUCCUAAUGUUAAUAUUUCCUAAAAGUUAACAGUUUUGUAAACUGAAGUUACAAACAUUCUGCACAACCAUUUCAUAUGUAAUUUCUUCAUGCAUACUUAUGUAUGCAGAUAGGAAACUGAAGUAAUUUUUAAUCUGCAAUGAAUCCCUAUUAUAGAUUUAUCCAAAUCUAAAUCUGGUUGGCUUCAUAGCAUCUCAAGUACAUUAACUUGUGUUAGCAGGUGCACAUUUUACCGCUGGAAUUAGAAACAUUCUACCAGUCUGUUCUGCAUACCAUUCUGAAUCCACUUUUCUGUCUUAAAAGGAUCGUAAAUUUCAAUGUCCUUUAUUUGACUCAGUGGGAUAUAGCUGUUGUAAGUAAUAGGGCACAGAUGUGCAGUAGUAUCUUGUUUAAUGGCAUUUCACUGUUCAUUCCCUUUGCCACCGUUAAAAAAUUUGCUUUAUUGUAAUUAUCAGUGCAAAGUGUAUUUACCAUGGUAGAACUCCAGUGUUAGAAUAGUUUUUUUCUUACAAUAUACUUUCUUUGGUUAGGUUUGUGUAUGUGUUGCCGAUUACAUUAGCAAUUGGUGUUAAGUCAUUAUUUAUCACAUUCUUUCACGAGAGCAGUAAUAAAAGUGUGUAAUCUAGGAGAAAAAGUUAAUUUGUCAAAGUUAAGUAAGCAUGAUGUUUAGGUCCUAUUUUUCAAUUUUAUAACUGUUUUAUUGCAACAAUAUUUGUAUUUAAGUCUUCAUUUUAAUGCCUUGUGGUGUUUUUUUAUGCAUGUCACUGAAUUGUCAUCCCGCAAGAAUUGAUGUGCAGCAUAGGGUAUUAAAUCUACAUAAUGAUUUUGAAACAGAAAAAUAGUUGAUGGUAAAA